AUUUCUUUUGACAAACACUUCAAAUCAAACAACUCUUACGAUGUCAAUUAUAAUAAUCCUAUUACAUAUCAACGACGUUUAAUAAGAGAUAUUCAGGCAAAAUAUCAUAAAAUUGAUCUUUAUCCAACCGAAUCACAAAUUUACGAGAUGAUACAGUUCGCUUCAAAAUGUUCUCGGCGAAGAACAUUGCAUACGAUUUCUGCAGCUGCCACAACCGAAACAACCAAUUCAAAACAAUUGAAUAAUAAUGACAAUGAUAAACCAAGUGAAACUGGAUUAACAUUUGGAGAGUUUUGUUUCUUUGCUAGUGUUUUAACUACUAAUGCCCGUGCAUCACAUAGCCGUCAAUCCAUGUCGAAUCAUGUCUCUUCCCUUCACAUGGAACAUUCGCAACCACAACUAUUCAAUCAUGGUUUUCCGGUAUCAAUGGCUCAUUAUAAUAAUCGUAAUAGCAGUCAAACACCCAUUCAUUAUAGUUUUCCUUAUUUAAGAGGUGGCCAUCUGAGCAAUCAUCGCACUAGUCUAGUCGACCAUCCUGGCAAUUCUAAUCAGAACAAAUUUGAUAUUUUUCUUGGCGGCUCCUGUAAUCCGACCCGUUGGCGUUCAGAUCUGGUGAUGCCUGAAUUGAAAAAGAAAUGUCUCACCUAUUAUAAUCCGCAAGUCGAUCAUUGGGGGCCGGAGCUAAUCGAAAUGGAAAGCUAUGCUAAACAGAAUUCUGAAGUAUUAUUUUUCGUUGUCGAUAAUCAAACACGCGCAAUUGCAUCAAUGAUUGAAGUAGCUUUUAUUGCAGCAUUAUCACGAAAAUUAAUUCUGGUCAUCAUUGAUCUCGAACCUUGGUCUGAACAAAUGGUAAUCGGUAAUGAUCAUAUUUCUAAAGAAGAAUAUGAAUAUUUACGUCGUGGUCGUCAAUAUCUUCGUGAUAUUGUUGAACGCCAAGAAAUCCCGAUUUUCUGUGAUAUUUCUAAAGCUCUUCGAUCUGCCAUUCAAGUCCUCGAAGAAAAUGUUUGGCCACAAAAUUUGGCACUUAGUGAUGAUGUCAUACCUGUGAAAAAUGGACGAAUAUCAUUGGGUGAAAAAAUUAUUCAAGUUUAUCAAGUAUAUAAUCAGUCAAAAAAUUCUAAGGAAGAAGAAGUAACGAUGGAGGAACUUAAUUUUGCUUACCUUAGUUGGACCCGACGAGAGAUAACAUCUGAUUUAUUGAGACAAAUUGCAAGAUGGCAUCUAGCUCAAAAAUCAUCAGAUGGUAAAACUGUUGAUAUAAUCCCACCAUUGGAUCAGAUUCCAUUGGAUUUUAAUGAUUUCUGCAUCAUUGUAUCAGAAUUGGAAAUGCAGUGGAAUCGAAUGCAGAAUAUUUCAGACGAAAACGAAAUCAGUCAGAAUGUUGAACGAAUUUCGGAAGGAUCUGAAAGUUCCGAUACAGCUGGAAGAGAUAGUUUUACAAGUACAACUACAAUCGAAACUGAUUCCGACAGCUGUAUAACGUUGAAUUCAAAGAAAAAAACCAAACCAAAGAAAAAAUCGUCCAAAAGUGAAAAACGAUCAUCUUCGAAUGAAACCACCAAUACAGUCCUAAAUCAAUUUGUAGAGAAAGUUUCAGCUGUAAUCAAAUCAUUGAUCGAUUCUGGGAUCGGUAUCAAUAGUGAAUCAAAUGUCCCUUCUGGAGGCACCAAAAAAGAAAAAAAUAGAAAACGUCAAAAUUCUUCACGAACAAACAAAUCAAAUUGUAUAAAAUAUAAUGACAAAACAGAUGUGAUUGGAAAAGUGAAAGAUUCAUCUUAUCCACCACCAGAGGAAUAUCUGAUGAGAUCUAGUCAAUCAUUGAAUCAUUUGAAUUCGGAUAUAGAUUAUUAUCCUCAUCAGUCACAACAACAUCGUCAUCACCAACUAUCAUAUCAUUUAAGUCCACAUCAUCAAAAUCAACAUCAUAACAAUCAUUAUCAUCUCACUCGUCAUCGUAAUUCGGUAUCGCCAUUUCGUAAAUCUUCAUCACCUCGUCUUGCCUACAUGGACCAAUCUAAUAUUAAUUAUGAAGAUCCUCAUGUUAAUUAUCGUCGGCGUUCUUACAAUCAACAUCGUUCAUCGGCAACAUUUUUGCCUCCAUUACAAUCAUCGCAUCGACAGCCAACACCAUUUAUGAUUUCAUCAUCAUCACAAACAUCAAUAAAUUCCAUGAACGAGAAUGGCUAUGAUCUUUAUCUCGGUGGUUAUUUGGAUCCAACAUUGUUACGGGAUAAAAUUAUUCCGUUGCUCAAAAAAAAUUCGAUCACGUUUAGUUUGCCAAAGUUUGAUAAACAAGCCAAAUAUGAACGUAUGACACCAUUGGAAGCGAUCAACAUUGAAAAAUGUCGUUUACUUUUAUUCGUCAUACCGGAAGAUUCAUUAGAUAUUUCAUCGAUGAUUGUGGCCGCCCAUUAUGUUGGAUUAGAAUUCAAAGUGGUACUCUGUAUUCAAUAUAUCAAUCCUGCCAAAUCUAAAUUGGCUUCAAAGUUGAGUCCAAUGGCGAUCAAAGAUUAUAAUCGUGGUCGAUCAUAUCUUUCGGACAUGGCAACCAAAUCUCAUGUACCUGUUUUCCAUGAUAUUGAUGAAGCGAUUGAAUGUUGUAUUGAACGUUGUCAAAGAUGAUUUAUCAUUUCAUUGCCAAAUAUUAUAUAACAUUUUGAGAUCAAAAUGAUUCUAGUCUUUAUAUUUAAAAACACGCACAAUAUUAUACGACAUUAAUCUACCUAAAU
Molecule: messenger RNA, 2729 nt
Organism: Dermatophagoides pteronyssinus (European house dust mite)
Lineage: Eukaryota; Metazoa; Arthropoda; Arachnida; Sarcoptiformes; Pyroglyphidae
Gene: raw
Product: NDT-like domain-containing protein raw
Cellular component (GO): plasma membrane
Source: RefSeq, a predicted model, not a curated record